This is a messenger RNA of Thyridium curvatum, 414 nucleotides long. RefSeq lists its product as uncharacterized. The record is from RefSeq and is a predicted model, not a curated record. The coding region runs from base 1 to 414 and encodes 137 amino acids. Lineage: Eukaryota; Fungi; Ascomycota; Sordariomycetes; Thyridiales; Thyridiaceae. Gene Ontology annotation, molecular function: carbon-sulfur lyase activity. The transcript has a single exon.
AUGGCGUCCAUCAAAGACGAGCUCCCCGCCCCCGCAGCACUCUCCAACGAUUUGACGGCGACCUGCCACUGUGGCCGAGUCCGCGUCAAGAUUCCCCAAAAACCAACAAAGCUAAAUCAGUGCCACUGCACUGUCUGCUACAAGUAUGGUGCCAUGUGGGCUUACUAUGAGCCGGCCCAAAUCUCAGUUUCCGUGGACCAAGGCGGCGAGGUCGUCAGCUACGGGCGCCAGGACAUGGGAGAGAAUCGCGUCCCGCAUAAUGUCUUCAAUUUUUGUGGCCAUUGCGGCUGUGUGACGCACUGGUCCCGUCUUCCGGGCUACAAGGGCAGGGCCAGCAACAAGAUGGGGGUCAACUGCCGCAUGCUUCCCGAGAAGGCGAUUGAGGGCAUCGCGAGAGAGAUCAGCUAUUGCUAA